UCCGCGAACAAAAAUCCAUUCUAGACUAGAUCACUAGAUCACAAGAUCUACAUUCUAAGUCUAGUCUAACGGCCCCGCGUUAGUUUAAUGAGAUUAGACUCUAAUUAGAGUUAAGAGUUCCGGUGACAUCUGGCGAAUGGUCAUUCGACCCCCAAAGGGGUCACGAUCCACAGGUUGAGAAUCCCUGCUCUAGACACUAAGGCAGCCAUUUCAAACAGGAUCUUAUCGUAAUUCAGUUUCCUGAAGAAGGAGAAUGGCUAAGAACAGACCAAGUAGAAAGCUGGAAGGUGUUGAGACCAGAGUGCGUGUGAUGGCAGAACAAACUGUUGUGACCCAUACAUUAAGUGAAACUUUAACAGCUCGACAAUUAAAGCGGAUGCUUCCUCUUAAUGACAUGAAAAGCUUAGAGGUCAUUGCUGUAUAUCAUGAUUCUCGUUUUGAAUCCAUAAAUGAUGAGGACGAAAUCGGUGACAGGAUUGUCACUUGCAAAGAACUCUUAAUACUUCCAAAAGGUGAAAUGAAAUCGGUAGACUUUUCCUAUAAUGAGUCAUUCGAGACAUCUAAGAAUGAACCAUACACGUGGUUCUACAAUUUACCAAAAGAGCAGAGAGAGCGUCCAGUCAUCUCUGAGGAUGUAGCUUUUCUUGGUUACUGCCUCGGGAACCAUUGGAGGAAUAUUAUUCUAAGUAUUGGUCUCGGCUUUGGUGAAAUUGAAAUUGCAGAAGCUGACUACAAGAGUGCUAAUGGGGAUGCAGUUCAUGUUCCCACUCAGCUUUUGAUGAAGUGGAUACAGCGUAACGGAAGUAAAGCAACAUUUGCAACAUUGAUAGAUAAAUUUAAAUUUUUCGAAAAGGUCAACCCUGGUUUCAUCAAUUGGGAUGAUAUCAAAACAAUAUUUACAAGAAAUCAGAAAGAAGAAAUGUCAAGGACUAGUAACGACUAGCAGGAUAUUAACUUUCUUAUGCUCUGUCUGGUAACUUGACUCUGUCUGUGAUAGUUCGUCUAUAAAAAGACUGCCAUAUAAUUUUAAAGGCUGUUUCUAUUUCAUCAAGCUAUUGAAAGAAUUUUUCAAAAAGAAAAGGGCACAUCAGCCGAAUGUUUUUAUGUAUUAUAUUGUGACCUAAAUGAUGGCAUUGAAGCGGAGUCUGUUACUGAAAUGUUUCUUCUUGUUGUACAUAUGACAUUAUAUUUUUAUAUAAAGAAUAAUGAAAUGGUCUAAAUAGAAAUAUAUUCUGUACAAGUUGUAUUAAAAAAUUAAAACAUAUUUUCUUCUUUAUAAGGAUUUAUGAUCUUAUGUCCUCCUCCCCCCCCCUCCCCACCAUCCUCCCAUAUUAAAUAUAUUCAUGUUUACCGUAUUUAACUGUGUAGUUUAUUUCUACAUAAUGAGAUUGAUGUGGUUUCUAUCAACACUGCUUAUUAAAAAUGUAAUCACAGUAUAUUCUGCUUGUUUAUUUUUAGCAAAUAAUUAGAGAAAGGUUCUGUGGCAUUUUAAUUAUGUCCAUUAAGGAACGAUCUAUUCUUUUUGCAACAAAGAAGGCCUAUCCUUGAUAUGGAGUGACCUUUCCAUUGCUGUUGUUAAGGCCUAGGUGGUAGUAUUCUCUAUAGACUUAGCAUUAAUAUAAAAUACAUUUUGUGGAAGAAGUAGUCUUGUAUGUAGGUGUAAAUUAUUUAAAACAUAAAAGAAAUAACUUGUAUAAAUGUAUGUACGAAUUAAAUACUUGUGUACAUUCA
Molecule: messenger RNA, 1731 nt
Organism: Biomphalaria glabrata
Lineage: Eukaryota; Metazoa; Mollusca; Gastropoda; Planorbidae
Exons: 8
Coding region: 254-943 (229 amino acids)
Biological process (GO): signal transduction
Molecular function (GO): protein binding
Source: RefSeq, a predicted model, not a curated record